Messenger RNA from Aureococcus anophagefferens, 1879 nucleotides. RefSeq lists its product as hypothetical. The annotation marks the transcript as partial. The record is from RefSeq and is a predicted model, not a curated record. The transcript is spliced from 2 exons. NCBI's taxonomy places the organism in Eukaryota, Pelagophyceae, Pelagomonadales, Pelagomonadaceae. Gene Ontology annotation, biological process: RNA methylation. Gene Ontology annotation, molecular function: methyltransferase activity.
AUGCCCAAAGCCAAGCCAAACAAACAAGGCGCCGCGCGCUUCGAGGCCUACUACGCCUUGCAACACAUCGUGCCCGACAGCGAGUGGCCGGCCUUCCUCAAAACGCUCGCAACGCCGCUCCCCAUCACGUUCCGCAUCACCGACGCGACGCACGACGGCCACGCGGCCUGGCUCGAGGCCGAGGCCGCGCGGCUCGGCGCGACGCGGCUGCCGUGGUACGCUUGCGGCGCGUCGACCGCGUGGACGUUCGCGGGCGAGUCGCGCCGGGGCCUCCGGGCGGCGCGCGACGCCGCGCGCGACGCGGCGCUCCGCGACUUCCUCGUCUCCGGCACGACGAGCCGGAACCUGUCGCGGCAGGAGGCCGUGUCCAUGGUGCCCGCGCUGCUGCUCGGCGCGGCGCCGGGCUGGGCCGUGCUCGACGCGUGCGCUGCGCCGGGCAACAAGACCGCGCAGCUCCUGGAGCGCUGCGGCCCCGGCGGCCUCGUCGUCGCCAACGACCUGUCCAAGAAGCGGUCCUACGCGCUCGCGUGCCACUGCGCCGCGCGGCUCGGCGUCCGCGCGGCUCGGCUCGUCGUCGCGUCCGGAGACGCGGCGCGCCUGCCCGGGCCGGACGGCCGCUUCGACGGCGUGCUCUGCGACGUGCCCUGCUCCGGCGACGGCACGAUCCGCAAGGCGCCGCGCGUGCGCGAGGCCUGGGCCUGCGACGGCGGCGACAGGCUCCACGGGACGCAGGUCGCGAUCGCGCGGCGCUGCGCGGCGCUUCUGCGGCCCGGCGGGCGCAUGGUCUACAGCACGUGCUCGUUGAACCCCGUCGAGAACGAGGCCGUCGUCGCGGAGGUGCUGCGCCUCGAGCCCACGCUCGAGCUCGCGGCCGCGGCGUCGCCGCUGCCGGCGCGGCCGGGGCUGACGACGUGGGCCCCUUGCAGGGACGACGGCGGCGGCGUCGCGCGCCUCGACGACGACGGCGGCAGCCGCUUCCCGCCGAAGCAGGACGCGCCGCCGCUCGAGCGGUGCCUGCGGUUCCUGCCGCACGACGGCGACACGGGCGGGUUUUUUUGCGCCACCGGCGCGGCGCCCGGGGGCAGCUCCGUGAGCGGCGGCAACGUCGUCGCGGGCACCGUCGACGACACGGCCCCCGCCACCGUCGCCGGCAGGACGCGGCUCUUGUCGUCGGGGUCGACGCCGCCGCCGCCGACGGCGGGCUGCGCGAGCACCGUCGUCGCGGGCGUCGCGGUGCCCUGGCCGUCGUUCGCCCGCGGCGGCGCGACGGCGACGGGCUGCUUCUUCCGGCCCGACGCCUUGGCGUCGCGCCGGGCACCGCGGGGCGCUUCGUCGCGCAUGCGCGCCAUGGCCGCGGCCUUGGAGCCCUUGGGCUUGCCGCCGCCGCCGGAGGAAGCCCGCCGGCGGGACGCGGAGCCGCGGCCGCGGCUCGCCGCGGGCGGCUUCCGCGUGUUCGCGCCGCCGCGCUGGGGCAGCAAUUCCACGCAGUCGACGACGCCGUCGAGGUCCAUCUCGAAGGCCACGUCCUGGUCGAAGGACCAGGUGCUGUCGACCGUCGAGCCGCGGCGGCGCCGGACGACGCCCGCGGCGGCGAUCGCCGCGGCCGCGGCCGCGUCGUCGAUGUCGCUGGAGAAGACCGCGCCGCCCAUGUCGUCGAGGUCCAUGAGCGUCUCGAACUCGAGGCCCACGGACGCCACGGAGUCCGUCCGGUGGCGCCGCGACGAGUCCGGCGUGCCCGGUAGCGACUCGAGAUUCGAGAUCUCGAGCUUCCCCGCGCGGAUCAGCCGCUCCAGCGGCUCCGCGUCCUUGUUGCCCGACGCGACGAAGUGGUCCAGCGCCGCGUGGAGCUCGUCGUGGGACGUCGACGGGUCCCAGGGUC